Molecule: messenger RNA, 1731 nt
Organism: Seriola dumerili (greater amberjack)
Lineage: Eukaryota; Metazoa; Chordata; Actinopteri; Carangiformes; Carangidae
Gene: dhrs12la
Product: dehydrogenase/reductase SDR family member 12-like
Exons: 10
Coding region: 24-986 (320 amino acids)
Source: RefSeq, a predicted model, not a curated record
CGAGAGCCUUCCAGAGCGACACCAUGUCUCUGUACCGCAACUCCGCCUGGUUCCUGAAGGGAAUGACCGAGUUCACCAGGAAUGCCUUCUUGUCGGCCUCCAAGAGGUUUGUGGAGAAGGACCUGGAGGUGUCCGUGGCCGGACGCUCCUUCAUGAUAACAGGGGCCAACAGUGGCAUCGGGAAAGCCACCGCCAUGGCCAUCGCCAAGAGAGGUGGAACGAUCCACAUGGUGUGCAGGAACAAGGACAGGGCCGAGGAGGCCAGGGCUGACAUCGUGAAGGAGUCGGGAAAUAAGGAGGUGUAUGUCCACGUCCUGGACCUGUCUGAGACCAAGAAGGUCUGGGAGUUUGCUGAGGCCUUCAAGAGAAAGUACAAGGCCCUGAACGUGCUGAUCAAUAACGCAGGCGCCAUCAUGAGCCAGAGGGAUGUGAACGCCGAGGGGCUGGAGAAGAGCUUCGCCACCAACGUCCUCGGGGUUUACAUCCUCACCAAGAGUCUCAUCCCUCUGCUGGAGAAGAGCGCAGAUCCCAGAGUGAUCACAGUGUCAUCGGGGGGAAUGUUGGUGCAGAAGCUCAGGACAGGAAACCUGCAGUCUGACAGAGGCCGCUACGACGGCACCAUGGUCUACGCCCAGCACAAAAGGCAGCAGGUGGUGAUGACAGACCAGCUGGCAAAGACUCACACAAACAUCCACUUCUCCGUCAUGCAUCCUGGCUGGGUGGACACUCCAGCGGUGGCCAACGCCAUGCCAGACUUCCAUAGCUCCAUGAAGGACAGCCUGCGAACCCCGGAGCAGGGGGCCGACACCGUGGUGUGGCUGGCCGUGUCCGAGGCCACAACCACAAACCCCAGUGGAAGCUUCUAUCAGGACCGAAAGAUGGUGUCCACCCACCUGCCACUGGCCUGGACCCACAGCUCCCCCCUGGAGGAGCAGAAGUUAAUGUCUCUGCUGGAGGACUUGGCCAAGACGUUCCAGCCCCACUGAGGCAGCAGGAAAUUGGGAACCAGUACACCACCGACACUAACACCAUCAGCUCACACUGACCGAGGCUGGGCUCCAGGAUGGAUCUGGUUAGUUUUGCUCACUGGUUUAAAAUGGGACAAAUGGAAACCCAGACUAAACUCGCCUAUAACUUUUUUUUUUUAAUGCUUUUUAACUAUUUAUACGAUAAAUACAUUUUCUUAUUCAUGAGCUCAACCACCGUGAAACUUUAUUAUGAGUGAUGGAUAGUGAUGCUGUUUUCUGAGGAGGUUCUCUUGCUGAUAGAGAGACACAAACAGCCGCCCAGUCUGUUUCUGUGACUUUACAGAAGUUGUCAAUCAGAUGGGAAUCUGAUGUGACCAAAAGUCACUCACACACACACCCCCCCUCCCCUUAUUAAUUCAUGAUACCAGUCAUGGGCUCAGUCUGAUGCUACUGUCUGCGUGAUUUACAAAAGUGUCAUGUUGUUGACGUGUAUUAAUAAACAGCUAUGUAUUAACUCAUUUAUGUGAUGUACUGUACUGUGCAGGUUGAGCUCAGGCUGGAGAUGAAGUGUUCUCUCUAUGAGCCGUGUGCCUUAAACACAAAAACACAGCAGCAUCACUUGACAUGUGCUAUAAAAUCUGUCUGUCCAGCACCUUUUAAAAAGAAGAAAGGAAAAAAAAAAAAAAAGGCCUUUUACUGACUGACUUUGGUGUGUCUUUGGUCUUGUAAACGCACGUUUGAAUAAAGAACAUUAAUAACUUUU